Messenger RNA from Mizuhopecten yessoensis (Yesso scallop), 1470 nucleotides. RefSeq lists its product as uncharacterized. The record is from RefSeq and is a predicted model, not a curated record. Gene Ontology annotation, molecular function: protein binding. NCBI's taxonomy places the organism in Eukaryota, Metazoa, Mollusca, Bivalvia, Pectinida, Pectinidae. The transcript has 5 exons. Gene Ontology annotation, biological process: signal transduction. The coding region runs from base 218 to 1252 and encodes 344 amino acids.
UACGGAAAUGACGUACGGGUACCUGCUAAAUCGGAAUGCGCAUGUCUAGCUUCCUUACCAACGUCUUGUGGCAUGUGGAUAAGCUAGAUGAUAAGUAUUGAUCAUUUAGUCGCCGGCAGUUGGAGAAACGGUUUGACUGAUGAAGACAUGAUGGCAUGAACUUGUUGUGAAGUUUUGUAUGGUAGAGAGAGCUUUCCAAUGAGGGCACCUUCAUCAGAUGGCAAGUAAACCAAAGAAGUCGGCCAUGAAGAAGGAUGGAGGAGAAAAGGGUACACGCCCAGCCUCAUCACGAGGCCCAUCCUUCCCCCGGUCUGGAAGCAUCUCCAUGGGGAAGUCCAAACAGGCUGUGGAAAUCCUCACCAAGGAAAAUGAGGAGCUACAAGGACAGGUGGAAGCUCUGACCACCAAGAGCAAACUAUUUCAGGACAAUUGGAUUACACUCACCACAAAGCUGGUGCAGGAUGCUAAGACAAAGGGCUUCCAGCUAGGCGAGGAGGACCAAAGGAAAGCGUUGGAGGAGCUAUCUGUGGAUGUUUUACUGGACCUUAUUAACAGUCUAGCUCACAAACAAAUCUUACAGAAACAGAAAGCUAACAAGGGCAGUGUGGAGGCGAGGAUAGAGGAGUUAGAGACCAGGAUUACUCAGAUGAACAUGAACCUUGUAAAGUUAUUACAGGCUAAAAUGAACUUAGAGGCCGGCUUAGAUGCCAUUCAGCAGUGUGCUUCUCUGGACGAUGCCAAACACAAAGCAAGGUUUCUUUUGUUUGAAACAAAGGGGAGUGAGGUAUUCACAUUUGAUGACUCAGAUAAUGAUGAAACAGAUGAAGAAAAUGAGGAGAAGAUGAUAAUUAAAGAGAACAAAGCAACUUCGAAUCCUGGAAAAUACCAGGUGUCUUCCAUAGUCAAGGAGCUCAAAACCUUCCAGCUCAGUCCACCUGUGAGGAAGCUUCCUGGCGACACACUAGUCAGUAAGAUGGAUGCUGGUCUGCAACACUACCUCAUCAGUGAGCUCAGCCUCUACAAGACCAAUGGUGCUGAUUGGAGGAUGAUGGCAGAGAGGGUAGGAAUUUCCAUGGAGACAAUAGCAGAAUGGCAGCGUUUUCGACUAGAAUACCCAAUGAAACAUGUGUUUGAGACAUGGGCACGGAGUCCAGCCGCCACAAUGAGAAUGCUGCACCGCCACCUAGUUUCACCACAGAUGAAAGCUGUAAUACUUGCCCGGAGAAUCUCUGACUUCUACCAAGUGGAUUGAGUGCUGAUUAGUAACAUCAACAGUGGUGUCAUGCUGUUUAUGUUACCCAGGUGAUAGCAUACUGGUCAGGGUACUCAACAUUCAACAUGUCAUGUUGUUCAGCGUGCUCAAUAGUGAUCCACAUACUGAAGUGAUGGCAUACUGGUCAGGGUACUCAACAUUCAACAUGUCAUGUUGUUCAGCGUGCUCAAUAGUGAUCCACAUACAGAAGUGAUGNC